Molecule: messenger RNA, 827 nt
Organism: Neurospora hispaniola
Lineage: Eukaryota; Fungi; Ascomycota; Sordariomycetes; Sordariales; Sordariaceae
Exons: 1
Coding region: 91-747 (218 amino acids)
Biological process (GO): mitochondrial respiratory chain complex IV assembly
Cellular component (GO): mitochondrion; mitochondrial inner membrane
Source: RefSeq, a predicted model, not a curated record
UCUGCGCCCUGACAGAACUGCGCUUUUUCGAGACGGAACGCGAGAGAAACUGAAGCCCAUCCCAUCAACAAUCCGUCGCAAACCGCAACCAUGACGCGUGACCAAACAACAACAACAACAACAUCACCCACAAACCCCGACGCCGCCGCCCGCUCCUGGCUAAGCGGCGGCGGCGGCAGCAGCAGCGGCUCUUCCUCUCCCCCUCUUGCUCCCUUCGCGCCCUCUCAAGACCUCCAACAACCACCACAGUCCAACACCACACCACAAGUCCCAGGAGGCCAACAAUCCCCCCAGUCACCCUCCCAACAACAACAACAACAACAACCAAAACCCACCCACUCAUCCAACCGCAUCUCCCUCACAGAAGUCGCCUCCACCAUCUCCCCCUCCGACUUCCUCUCCGUGCACGAAACGCCCUGCGCCCGCCAAGGCUUCAUGACGGGCAUCGGCGCCGGCGCAGGCAUCGGUGUGUUGCGGUGGAUCAUGGGCUUGCCGAUCCCGAAAGCGGCCAACUGGGGUGUAGGGUGCGGGAUCGUGGGGGCGAUGGCGCAGUACGAGUACUGCCAGUGGCAGAGGAGGAAGGAGAAGGAGAAGAUGCAGAGGGUGGUGGCGGUUUAUACGAAGAAGCAGGCGGAGAAUAGGGCCAAGGAAGCUAAAGAGGCGAAGGAGAAGGCGGAAAAGGGGGAGGUGCAGGGCACGUCGAUUGCACCUGGGGGCGAGAAGAAGAACUGGUACAAGUUUUGGUGAGGGGGGUGAUGAGGUGAGAGGGCUUUGAUGUGCUGAGGGGUUGUGUUAGGAUAGAGGUUGAAGGGCAUAGCUAGGAGUAG